AUGGCUACAAACGAUGAUUACGAAGAAAAUCUACAAAUAUUAGUAAAAAAGCAACUUGAAGAGCAAGAAAAAAUGGAACAAAAACUCCAACAACUUCGGGAUGAAAUCGAAAAAAUAAAACGUGAAGCUGAAGAAAUAGAACUGACCAAGGAGAGUAAAUAUCAAAAUAAAAUCGAAAAAAUGAAAAGUGAAGCUUGGGAUAUAAACCAAAUCCAAGUAGCAAUAGAUAAACAUAAAAUCAACAAAAGGAUACGUGAACUUGCCGUAUUAAUGAAAAUCGAAAAAACAAAAGAACAAAUCGGACCAGUAAAACAACAACUCUUAGAAACAGAAAAACGAUUCAACGAAAUCAAACUUCGGGAAAUAAAUGAAAAAAUUCGUGAAGAAUUUGAUCAUUUAAUUUUUAAUUUAUUAAAUACAUCGAAUAAUAAUACAUCACUGAAAUAUUUAAAUACAUCUUCUUCAUAUUAUUUAGAAGAUAAGUUUAAUCCUGAUUGUACAUUUAUAUAUAAAAAUAUAAAUAUCAAAAUUAAUAAAGAAGAUUCAUUUUUACAAGAUUUUAUUGUUUGUAUUGGUAAUUUAAAAUCUCCAAAUAUUUCUUUAUCAGAAGAUUCAAUAAUUGAAGAAAUAUUACAUUAUUUGAAAAUUAUAUUGACAAUUCAACAUCGUGAAAUCAUACAUGGUUUUCUAAGUAAUUAUACACAUAUCAAAUUUUUUCGUGUACACAAGGAUGAUUAUUCGAAUUCAUAUGAAUAUUUUCAAAGUCAAGAAUUCGAAAUGUUUAACUAUUUGUCUGAAACAUUAUCGUCUAUUGAUACGUCAGUAAUAACUGAAAAUAAAAGAAAAUUAGGUGUUAAUAAAGAUACAUGGAAAAUGUUUAUAAAGUUUUUAAUGGUUUUUGGCUAUUAUGAUUAUGAAGGAUUAGAAAUAGAACCUAAUGAUGAUUUACUUGGUGAUCGAUAUAUGUUAACAAAAAAAUUAGUAAAUGGUUACAAUACAAUGUCUUAUUUAUUAGAAAAAAAUCAAGAUAAUCAUUCAACUGAAGAUUCUUCACAUUAUGUAAUGAAAAUAUUAGAAACAAAUGGAGAUUCAGAACUUUUAUUAAAUGAAGUUAAAAUAACAAAAAUAUUAAAAAGAUUUAAUAAUUCAAACAAAUUUCAUUUAUUUUUUCAAAAUAUUAUUGAUCGACCAUCAUCUUCAAUUAACCAUUUAUUAUAUGAAAAAGAAUUACAAUGUAUAGAAUCAUUUUCUUUAAUACAAGCAAAACAAUUUAUUGAUAUAAUUCAUUAUCUAUAUGACUGUCGUAUUAUUCAUCGUGGUGUAACUCCAAAAAAUUUAAUGUUAGAUCGUGAUACUAAUCAUAUAAAAUUAAUUGAUUUUAGUUUUGCCAUUCAAUGUAAUAUGGCUAACAAAGGGGGCAUUUUAACUGGAAACCGCUAUAAUGAUUAUUGUUAUGAACCAACUUUUGAUUUAAUAUCUGCAUUAAAUAUUAUAAUGACGAUGAAUAAUGUUGAUAUCAAACAAAGUAUUGAUUCAAUUGAUAUAUUAGAAGAUGAAAAGGAACGUAUAUCACAAUCAUUACAAUUAUGGAAAGAUAUUCUACGUACAAAUAAACAUUAUUCAAAUUUAUUGAAUUUAAUAAACAAGUUGGAUAUAGGGGAUUCAUUUUAUAAAUCAGAUGAAUUAUCCGUUUCUGAUAUUUUAAAAGAUGAAUCAAUUGAAUCAGAUCAAUCUUCAAUUUCCAAUGUUUCAAUAGAUGAAUCAAUUGAAUCAGAUCAAUCUUCAAUUUCCAAUGUUUCAAUAGAUGAAUCAAUUGAAUCAAAUCCAUCUUCAAUUUCCAAUGUUUCAAUAGAUGAAUCAAUUGAAUCAGAUCAAUCUUCAAUUUCCAAUGUUUCAAUAGAUGAAUCAAUUGAAUCAGAUCAAUCUUCAAUUUCCAAUGUUUCAAAAAACCAAUCAGAUCCAUCAGCAAUUUUUGAUGUUAUAAAAGAUGAAAUAGAAAAAAUUUUCGAUAUAUGA
Rotaria sp. Silwood1 is the source of this 2016-nucleotide messenger RNA. NCBI's taxonomy places the organism in Eukaryota, Metazoa, Rotifera, Eurotatoria, Philodinida, Philodinidae. The record is from the annotation of a GenBank genome assembly.